Sus scrofa (pig) is the source of this 15051-nucleotide messenger RNA. The record is from RefSeq and is a predicted model, not a curated record. NCBI's taxonomy places the organism in Eukaryota, Metazoa, Chordata, Mammalia, Artiodactyla, Suidae.
GGGAUUGAACUUGCAACCUUGUGAUUCAUAGUCAGAUUCAUUUCUGCUGUGCCACGACUGGAACUUCGCCUAUAAUUUAAAAAUUUUUUUAAUAAAAUAAAGAUCUAGCUUAUUUUCACAUGUUUAAUAUGUAUUACUCCCUUCUCUUUAAAGACUGUCUAUUAUUCCACUUUAUUCAUGUACUUAAUUUAGCCUGCCCCCUAUUGGUAGACAUUUAGAUUGUUAGUGUCUGAUUGUUAGUAUUAUCACAUGCAGUGCUAUAAACACAUUCUUUGAGAAUGUCUGUUAGUAUUUCAGUGUAUUAUUUUUCUAUCUGGAGGCUGGUUGGAUCUGUCCUCCCAAGUUAGCCUUACUGUGAUUUAAUGAACUACUUCAACAGUCUGAUUUGUGUCACCAGAAUGAGGCCAUGAAAAUAUGAAUUUCUAGGUGUCUGAAUAAAUCAAUAAAUAAAAAUUGUUAAUAUUAAUCAACUGUACAUCAAUAAAAUUUAAAAGAGAAGUUUAAAUUGUAAUAUUCAUCAGGACUACUCUUGACUUGGUUGCUACAUAUGGAAAUCAUUAAGAUGGCUGUGCAUAAGAUUCUGAAGGGGAUAUUUCAGAAUAUAAAUCCAUAUUUUAGUUAUACUUGCUGGAAGAUGUAUUUCUUGACAGUCAUUUCAUAAGACUAACUUGUGUUUUGACUAGUUAAGAUAAACACACACAGCCCUGCUAUGUCAAUCCUGUUAAGCUGUGGUCUUAUAUAUGACCAGAAGAGGGAGUUUUUAUUGCUUUAUGCUGUAGCACCUACAGCCUGGCUGGGGUAAUUCCUUCCACAAAUGUUCAAGCCCCUAAAACUGGUUUGGGGUGGAGGGCAAGGGCUAAAUUUAGCUGUUUCUUUUUGCAUCUAGAAAUUUCAGUCUUUAGAGUUACUUAUAUAUUUUGUUUUUAAGAAAACAUUUCUCAAAUUGAACUUCAAAGAAAUUGUAUACCUUUUCUUCUUGUGUGUUUGAAAGGUAAUAAAAAGAUCAGAGAAGGAAAUUAUCUCAAUUUGAAAUCAGUUAAAAUACAAGCAUUCAGCCCCUAAUCAUACAUGAUGCAGUUCUUAAUUCGUAAUCUCCUAAGGUAAAAAAUAAACUCUAGUAUGAAAUUUGUUUCAUUGCCUUUUAUGCUUGAUAUUUUAAAAAGACUCUUAAAACUAAUACAAAGAUUUGUAGCGAGAUUUAGAAAGUUUUUUUUUUUUUUUUUUUUUUUUUGCGAGAGUGGCUAAUAGGACUUUGUCUGUGUGAUUCUUACUUUGCUCAUCUGUGUUAUUAGACUCAGUCUACAUAGCCAAACGAAUGAAAUGGGUACCUUAAUCAGGAUAAAGUACUUUGAUGGAAUAUUAGAAUUGUAUGCUGUUUAAAUUUUUCUUCUGCUCUUCACAUGGUAUUUUUUUAUAACAAAAACUUGUUAAAUCAGUUUCUUUAUGGAUUUUUUUUACUGUCACACGAGAGAGGUAUGUAUCCUCCUAUGUAUUUAUAUAGAUACACAAAUGUAGUAAUCUUAAACAUGCUAUUUUCAAUUCAGUCUACUUCUAAUUUCAUUGGCUCUUUCUGCCUCCCCAACUUUUUCUGACUAUAAUAGUCCUCUGCACUCUGAUCCAUCCAUGUAACUUGGUACAUUGUUAGCACAUAACAGUGUGCCUCCUUCUGCUUUUUUUUUUUUUUCUCAUGCUCGUAACUCUUUACUGGCACAUACAAUCUCACGUUUUAUUAGCAGGGGCACAGUUUUACAAAAAUGGAUCCUAUUAUGUAUACUUUCACUUCUUUUCUACUCAACAGUACCACAUGGACAUCCAUUCACAUCCCAGGAUAACACUGAUCCCCUUUUUAUUUAUUUGUUUAUUGCUUUCUUUUUAGGGCUGCACCUGAGGCAUAUGGAAGUUCCCAGGCUAGGGGUCAAAUUGGAGCUAUAGCAAAGCCACCACAAUGCAGGAUCCUAGCCACAUCUGCAACCUACACCACAGCUCACAGCAUCACUGGAUCCUUAACCCACUGAGCAAAGCCAGCGAUCGAUCCCAUGCCCUCAUAGAUACUAGUCAGGUUUGUUACUGCUGAGCUACGGCGGGAACUCCUUGAUCCCCUUUUUAAUGGUUGCUUGCUCUUCUAAGGUGUGGCUGUGUGGUGACUUCCUCAGCCAGGCCCUCUGUCUGUGGACAUUCUCUUUGUUUCCUACUUUUUGCUUCUGUGAGCAAAGCAGUAGCCAGCCUGCUGCCUACAUCCUUAACUGCUAAUGGUUUUGCUUCUGUGGCAUAGAGACUCAGGAAGGGAUUCUUCUGGGGUCAGAAAGGAUAUUUAUUUGCAUUUUAAAUAGCUGCUACUAGGUUUGUUUUCCCAAAAGGCUAUUAAUACUUUGUAUCUCUACUAGCCAUGUAAGAAAGUAUGGCCAGCAGGAGUAGGUAUUUAUUAUUUAUUUUUCUAAACUUCCACUUCUUUUUUUCUAAAGCCUCUUACAGUGCUUUAUAUACAUGUGCACAAAUGUGAUUAAUCGUAAGUUGACUUUGACGUCAAUUUCUCAAACAGGUGCAAACGUUUAUGUUUUUACUCCCCGCGUUAUCACAUAUCUUCUGAGUGUAAGUGAUAAUGAUAUGAGGCAAAUAGAUCUUUUGAAAUGAGUUACAAUUUUUAAAAUAUUCAUUUAAUCAGUUUCAGGCAGUUUUUCUGGGAGAUUUCUGUUCGUUUGCUAUGGAAUUUACUUUAGGGAAGAAAUCUACUUCUCUUAGGCUGAGAUUCCUCUGCAAAAUACGUUGCCUCCUAGAGGACAGCUUCCAUUGAAUUUAAUUACAGGGCCAGUGAAAAACUACUGUCAGUUUUAUUUCUGAUCAUUAUCCUUGAAUUUGGUGAUUGGUCACCUUUUAACUGUUCACUUUGUGUAUCAAAUAAUGACUAGGCUGAGGUCAGACUGUGGCUCAUAUGAAGCCUGUGUAAAUCAGGCUGUGAGGUUAUACUUUAUUUGCCUGCCUCUGAACAAUCUGAACAGCUGAAAAGGGGCACACACACGAAGUAUGGCCAAGCCCUGAAGGAGCAUGUCCCCAAAAGAUCAGACAGUGUCCAGCAGAGGAAGGCUGCUGCUGCAUUACCUCCAAGGUCAGUCGUCCCCAUUUACAUGUCAUCUCCCACCUCUCCUGAUCUGGUGGGAGCACCUAAUGAGCAUUGGGUAAUAACCUCGCCGAGUUUCUUGGUGAAGCUAAUCUGAUUGUAGAUAGCAGGCUUGCAGGCCCACAGCUGAAUGAAUUGCUUGGUAUUUCCUAGUUUGAAAAUAUUUUCUCCCCCUUUCAAGUGCUCCUUGGCAGCAGGUAAGGAAUGUUAAAGCUCCUGUAAGUGCCAAUUAAGGCCAAUUAUAACUCGCCCGGCCUGCUGAGACAGUGAAGUGGAGUCAGUGGAGGCUUGUUGUGCUCCUGUAAACUGGAAACUGGCUGCCACCAGUGACAGGAACACAGGAUCUCCCAGCUGCCAACAGCUUGUUUGUUGCCCUGCAGAAAACCAAGUGACACCUCAGCUGGCUUCUCGGGAUUGGAUUUAGGAAAUCCCAAGAUUUGUUGAGACGUCAGUAAUUUCUGUAAUAGAAACUGCUGUCUUUCUUUGACUCUUUCUUUAUGUCAAGUGGUGCCCACUGUCCAGUUUCUCCUCCUUUCUAAAAGUAAGGGCUGAAGUGUAUUGAACAUUUGAGAUAAACUGGGCACUGCGUUACAUGUGUCAUGGCCUGUGCUCCUCACCAGGGCCCUGCUCCAAGAGGCAGACUUGGUGCUUCUCAGGGGAGGCCAGAGGCCUCUUGCCCAAGGCUGCCCAGCUAAAAGUGCUGAGGUGGCGCCGAACCCCAGCCCUCACUGCCCCUCCUAGCUGCUGCCUGUGUGCUUGUUUGCUGUGAGCGGGCUAAUUCACAGAAAGAUUUGUGUCAGUUCAGGACUCCCUUUGUGCACACAGAGUAAAAUUGAUGAGUGCACACCAUCCACACCACAGCCAAUACCUAUAAUUUUUGGUCUGUAAGGCAUGGAUGUUAUUCUAUUAAAAUGGUAUUUUAGUCUGUAGUCUUUUUUUAGUCUGUAGUCUGUUUUUUCGUAAGAAAAAAGAAAUGUGACCAUGUCCCCAGACCUAGACCCCAAAAUAUGAGCCAUCAGUGAGAGCGUCAGUAUCAAUAUAAACUUCAUUUGGAUGGGAUAUUGGGAAAUGGCUUGAAGAAAAUAGUAAUAAUGCUUUCCAAGCAGAACAGGGCAGUAUUUCGUUAAACAUUUUACUGAGGGCAUUAAGAGAGGUUUUUAAAAGUUCAGUCUGAGCUUUAUAUGCCCAGUUUUUUUUUGGUUGGUUUUUGUUUUUGGUCUUUUAAGGGCCACACCCAUGGCCUAUGGAAGUUCCUGGGCUAGGUCAAAUUGGAGUUACAGCUGCCAGCCUAUGUCACAACCACAGCAAUGCCAGUUCCUUAGCCCACUGAUCGGGGCCAGGGAUUGAACCCACAUCCUCAUGGAUAUUAGUCAGAUUCUUAACCUGCUGAGCCACAAUGGGAACUCCUGUAUGCCCAGUUUUUGUGGAUUUGUGUAUAUUCCUAUUGCACACAUUUAUCACCUUUUUUUUCUAGUUUGCAGUAUCAUUCAUCACUUUUUUAAUGUGGGUCCUAAGAAUUAAUUUGGAUUGUUUCUUUCUGGUUUAUAUAUGAAAUUAGACAUAGCCAUGUGUUUGUAGCAUUUUAAAACAUUUGCUGAAAUUCACCCUGAAAUUCCUCAGGAUUAGAAAAAGACCUUGUUCCCCAAAUUGUCAUGGGUUGGCUGGUUCUCCUGAGGAUUGUUUCCCCCACUAGCACCAUCACCAUUUACAAAAGGGAACAUUAAAAAGGCAAGCAUUUGUGCUGGGAGGCCAGCAAGGAGUCUGGGGUCCAGUCUGAGGAGUGCAGCAAUGCAAAACUGAGGCUUAGUCUGAAAAAGGUCCUCUUAUCCCAGUUCAUUUGUGCCGGACUCCUUAGCUGCCCCUUGGGAGCGACAGGGUGGGUGGGUGGGUGCAGUGAACAGUGCUAAGACUUGUUGCAGUCAGGUAGUACAACAAUAGAAAUUUUUUCCUGCUAGCUUAAGAAACCAACACUUUGGUAAAUGUCUUAUUUUUGCUAAUUAUCUCUGGAAAGAUUUGCUCAUCCUGUGCUUCUAAGCCUCGCUCAUGGCUCUUUCCUUGUGUUCUUCUGAUAGUUAAGGACCACCACAGUUUUACACUGUUUGAAUGGGAAAUAUUGGGAGUGGGGCAGUUUUCAGAAAACCAUCGGGAUGGAAAUAUCACAGCAAUGGUUAGGGUAUGAAUGCUUGCUGUGAAAAUAAAACAGUGUGGCUACUAGUCUUUCGUUGUACAGUAAAUUUAGAAUUUGUAUCUAGUCUACUAGAAGCCAUUUCCUAUGCCUCACAACUCUUUCCCACCCCUUCCAGGCCAAAUCUUUUCCACACAUGUAAUUCAUGACUUUUUGCCAAAUAUUCUGUGUUGGGUGAUGGUAUUCUGCAGAGGAAUUUCCCCCCUCCUUUUGACAUUUAAAAGUGUUCAUUCUGAACUAUCAGGCAUCUGAGUCUAUUUAUGUGUGCAGCCUUUAUAAUCAUAAAACUCAGAUCAGUUGGCUGCUUUUUUUCCAUGUCUAUUUGACAGUAAGAUUUGGCGAUUACAACAGGGGAGUAGUGGUGUGGGGAGUGUCAUAGCGCUGAGAUAAGCAAACAGCUAAACCAGGGAAGACACUGUUUACAAAGAGCCACUUAGAGAAGUUUUUGGAUUAAAAGUGUAAAAGGCCCCCAGCUAUAGGCAGUCAUCCAGUGAUUGAACUCUGGAUAAUAAGGUGUAUAUUUUUCUGGAAGCAGAUAUAUUUUACACAUAUGCACAAAAAAUGGGUUAAGAUUUUUCUUAGUAGAUUUAAGAAGGAAAAUUAUGCUUAGGCAUACCAAACUUCUAUUUUUUAAAGUAUAGAUAGUAGGGAAAUAGAAUGUGGAGAAAGACUGCUGAUAUUUGUAAAAAUGUGUAACAUUAAAACUUGUAGGUCCGUCAAGGCUUAAAAUGUAGAUGUAUAAUGAAUUGUGUAAAUUUUCUAACAUACCUGGUAGUAGGUGUCAGUUUAAAGUUACUUAGAUAAAUCAGAGUGUAAUUCACAUUUUAGCAGGUUAAACUUGUAAAUUCCAUCUUCCUCAGUUUUGGCCAGCUGCCUUUCAAAGAGAAGGAUUAAUUUACACCAGCCAGGACGCCUUGUAUGACCAUAUUAGAUGAAAUUAGACUCCACCCCUUGUUUUCUGUUGAUCUGCCAGGACCUUUGUAUUUCAAGUGCUUUUUACAGUAGUAGCAAAUGUUACAUAAGACCAAACAUGGAGCAUAUUUGGAGUUGGUGGGCAGACCCAAAUCAUGAUGCAAGCCUGCAGUAGCAAGUGUGCAAUGAAGCACAACCAAAUUAUGUGAAUGGAAGGUAACAAGAAGCCUCUCCAGAACAGCCCUUCCUCCGCACAAGGGCUGAGAGCUUCACUGGAAAGAAGACAUAGCUCAUCCAACAAGCCUUCUUUGGCCGUUCCUCCCAAUUCAGUAUUCUCCUUCUUCCCUUCUCUGUCCAAAAGCAAAGGAGGCAGUGGAAGUGGAAGCAGCCGUUCUUCCAGCGGAGGUGUUCUAAGCGCAUCCUCAUUAAGUUCCAAGUUGUUGAAAUCGCCCAAAGAGAAACUGCAGCUCAGGGGGAACAGGCCAAUGCAUCCCAUUCAGCAAAAUAGAGUCCCCCAUGGUAGAAUCAUGACGCCCUCUGUCAAAGUGGAAAAGAUUCAUCCGAAGAUGGAUGGCACACUACUGAAAUCCGCGGUGGGGCCAACCUGUCCUGCUACUGUGAGUUCCUCAGUCAAGCCUGGCCUUAACUGCCCCUCAAUACCAAAGCCAACCUUGCCUUCACCUGGACAGAUUUUGAAUGGCAAAGGGCUUCCUGCACCGCCCACUCUGGAAAAGAAGUCAGAGGAUAAUUCCAAUAACAGGAAAUUUUUAAAUAAGAGAUUAUCAGAAAGAGAGUUUGAUCCUGACAUUCACUGUGGGGUCAUCGAUCUCGACACCAAGAAGCCCUGCACCCGGUCUUUGACAUGCAAGACACAUUCCUUAACCCAGCGGAGGGCUGUCCAGGGUCGAAGAAAACGAUUUGAUGUGUUAUUAGCCGAGCACAAAAACAAAACCAGGGAAAAGGAAUCGAUCCGCCAUCCGGACUCUCAGCAACCAACGCAGCCUCUCAGGGACCCGCAUCCCACCCCUCCUAGAACUUCACAGGAGCCACACCAAAACUCUCACGGAGUGAUUCCUCCCGAAUCAAAGCCUUUCGUAGCUAGUAAACCUAAACCUCACACCCCCAGUCUUCCAAGGCCUCCAGGCUGCCCUGCUCAGCAAGGUGGGAGUGCCCCCAUUGACCCUCCUCCAGUCCAUGAGUCUCCACACCCUCCCCUGCCUGCCACUGAGCCAGCUUCUCGGUUAUCCAGUGAGGAGGGAGAAGGCGAUGACAAAGAAGAGUCUGUUGAAAAACUGGACUGUCAUUAUUCAGGUCAUCAUCCUCAGCCAGCAUCUUUUUGCACAUUUGGGAGCCGGCAGAUUGGACGAGGCUAUUACGUGUUUGACUCCAGGUGGAACCGGCUUCGCUGCGCCCUCAACCUCAUGGUGGAGAAGCAUCUGAACGCGCAGCUGUGGAAGAAAAUCCCGCCAGUGCCCAGUACCACAUCGCCCGUCUCCACACGGGUUCCUCACCGGACAAACUCUGUGCCGACAUCCCAGUGUGGGGUCAGCUAUUUGGCAGCAGCCACUGUGUCUCCAUCCCCUGUUCUGCUCUCUUCCACCUGCAUCUCCCCCAGCAGCAAGUCGGUACCAGCUCAUGGAACCACACUCAACGCCCAGCCUGCCGCCUCUGGGGCAGUGGACCCGGUGUGCGGCAUGCAGUCCAGACAAGUGUCCUCCUCCUCCUCGCCUUCCACUCCCUCUGGCCUGUCUUCCGUGCCCUCCUCCCCCAUGUCCAGGAAACCUCAGAAGUUGAAAUCCAGCAAGUCUUUAAGGCCCAAGGAGUCUUCUGGUAACAGCACUAAUUGUCACAACGCCAGUAGCAGCACCAGCGGCGGCUCAGGAAAGAAACGCAAAAACAGCUCCCCGCUCUUAGUUCAUUCGUCCUCCUCCUCGUCCUCCUCCUCCUCUUCUUCUCAUUCCAUGGAGUCUUUUAGAAAAAACUGCGUGGCACACUCUGGUCCUCCCCUCCCCUUGGCGGUGGCCUCGUCCCACAGUGUGGGCCCCAACUGUGUGGCCAGCAGGGCAAACUUGGUGGGUGCCCGGCAUGAGCAGUCGGGGAGGGGUGCCCCGGGUGGCAGCCCCGCCGAGCCCAUCAAGAGGAUGAGCGUGAUGGUGAACAGCAGUGACUCCACGCUCUCCCUCGGCCCCUUCGUGCACCAGGCCGGCGAGCUGCCCGUCAACUCUCAUGGCGGCUACUCACACCCACACACUCCCCUGGACAGACUCAUAGGAAAGAAAAGAAAGUGCUCGCCUGGCUCGGGUAGCAUCAGCAAUAGCAGUGGCAAACCCAGCAAGGUCGCCAGGUUGCCAGCCGUGAACAACGUGCACGUGAAGCACUCGGGCCCCAGCCCGGGGCCACCGGGGCUGAUGAACAGUUCCCUCCUCCAUCAGGUAGGACAGGGCCGGGGAGCCCCGGCGGCAGGCUCGUGGCCUCUCCCUUGAGAUCUUUCGCCAGCUUGGAGGUCCACGGGGUUGGGUUGGCAGGUUCGCCUGUGAGAAAGUGUCUGGCUUCAUGGUGUCUUUUUAAAAACGAAUGAAUUGAUGACCACUUGUGCUCCCGGAUAAGGAGGCCACCCCACGCGGGUGAGUUUUAGCAGACGGGGCUGUGGCACAUCCUGCGUGAUGACACAAUCCCCAUUGUGGCCAGGAGCAUGGUUCUGAGUGGAUGGCAUGCAUCCUGGACUGUGGGCCGUGCUUCCCAGAGGAGUUCUUGAGUAUGUUUUUCUGAAGAAAGCUCAGAUCAGACUCAUCUAGAAAGGGAUAGUUUAAAUUUGAAAAAGGUGUUUUAAUAUUUUUUCCCUUCAUAGAAUUUCAGAUUUUUCCCUAUAUUUUCUCUUCCCUGUUUUCCAAAGAGGCAGGAAAACAGCAUUUAUUAUGGUCAGUGCUGGAGACUAAAACCUUGAGUUAAUAGAUUGAGACGAAAUGUGAAUGUGGCCCUUCUAUAGAGCAGGACAUUGGGUUUAUACCUGAUCGUGGUGUUCUCAGGCUGUACCUUGUCUUUUCCGCAACCUCCACCUGCUGCUGUCCCCUCCUGGCCUUCCCUCCUGUACUGUCCCCUCUAGCUUCCUUUCUCUCACCUCCGGCUCCUCUCGUCUUAUUAUUUCCUUCAUCAGGGGAUACCUCCCGUCCUCGCUUUCGAGCAGGAAUUUUGGCAGCAUCACCCCCAGAGCGCUGGUUUAAAAUGUGAGGCUCUUUUUUGUUCUGUUUUGUUUUCCUUCCUCAUCUUCAGAACUUAAAUGCCAGGUUAGAACUUUUUCAGAAAAUAUCAAGUAGUUUCUUAAUGUGAUCUGAUUUUCUUUACAGUAUCUGUAUGAAUUAAUACUUGGUGCCAAAGGUAUGGGGAAAAUAAUUAUGCAGGAAUUUAAACAACACCACCUUACAUUCUUCUUUUUGAGGCACAAAUACAUAGGGGCUAUUUGUGUGUUGUUUAGAUCUUUGAACAGGGGUUUCCUGGACAAGUGAAACCUUCUUGGUUUGAAGUUAGUCAUUACAGUUUAUGAUAAGUAUAAAAAUGCAGUGUAAACACUGUAAGAAUCAGUCCACCCCUUCAGAACUCCCUUCUGAGUGUGGUCCCCUGAUUGUCAUGACUCCCACUGUCUGUGAUGCUGAGCACACCCCAUCUUCAUGCAGACCUGGCUGCAGACCUUACUGCCUGCCAGUAACAAGAGGUGAGGAGAGUCUGGGUGGGUGCAGCAGACGGGAGCAGAGCCUGUGGGAAGUUUGGGGCAGGAGCCCCAUCUACACAGAGCAGCUGCUCCCAGGGGCCUGUUACCAAUUUCAGAUCUGGACUUGCGUGAGAAAUUUGACCAUUUUCCAAAAGCUCUGUAAUUUUUUGUUUUGUUUUAAUCUGGUAUUUCCUACACAUUUGUCAGCAACGUUUGGCUCCUGAGCUCCCAGUUUGCCAACCUUGAUUCCCCUGUCUUGGGGGACUAUGUCCCACUAGGACACAUAGCCUAAGUAUGGGUUUUUUUCCUUAAAAUUAGCUUCACAGUAAGUUUGUAUUAGAGGAAGAUUUCCUCUGUGCAUCGGAAUACUUUUUAUUAUGCUGCACAAAUCCUGUGGGGGACCUUGGCUACAGAUCAGAGGAUGGGUGAGUCCCCAGAAAAGUAUUGCAUAUUUUUACAUCUGUGAUUGCUUAUCUGCAGAAGGAAUCCUGUAGUUUUCUUCAGUUUAGCAAAGGGACCCGUGACUCCAAAAUUCUGGUCAGAAGGCUGCUCUUAGAAAAGUAGGGACCUGAGCUUGCUCUUGUCCGUGGAACUGAUUUUAAGGCAGAAAUAAAUGAGCUGGUCAGAGUCCUCUCAACAGGGGACUCAGUGGGACCUGCUGGGGAACCUAAGAGAUGGGGCGAGGUGCCAACCUGGCCGCUGAGUCUAUGUGUGGGCUCUGCCACCAAGGAACUUAAAAAUAGCUCACUGUGGGACAGUGAAGGCCAGCGAUCCCUCUCCCAGCUCGGCAGUGCCUCGGGUGUGAGUUUUUACACCUGUGUGUGCUGGCCCAUUUGACCUUGUUCACAUCUCACUUGACAACCUGGAAUACCUUCAAGGAAACACCAUCAGUAAAUAAAACCAAAAGGCAAACAUGUGAGCCUUUUCUCUCAGCUAGAAACCCAGCCUGCAUCUCUUCUGGACAAUUUUCUAAAAGCCACUCUUUUAGAAUGAUUGUGCCCGAGGGCACUGAAGGUUUUUGAAACCUAAAGCCAAAAUCUAGAGCUGCCCAUUCCUGGCAUCGGCCAGUGGUGGAGCCGCGAGUGGCCUUGGGCAUACCUUGUUUAGCGUCGGGGCUGGGCCGUGUACAGCCACUUACUUACCUUUCGUUGUCUCCUUACCCCCUCUUUUUUGAAAGCCAAAGGCACGUCCCUGACAGCUGAAAAUAGCACGGGGAGGAAUAAUCUGGACACUUUUGACGACAAGUUACACCUCCACUCUGCACUCUGGACUCCACGAUGCCUUUGAGUCUGUUUUCCCAACCUCCUGUGGGCCUCGCGGGUAGAAAUCGGCCGGGCUGUUGCUUUAACGAGGAUGGCCCUGAAGCUAUGUCUGUAGCAGUGAGUACUCGUAAAGGACACUGGAUCAAGUUCGGCCACCGAAUUGCUUUUAUCAGUGUUAAAGUGGUCUGGACUGCUUGCUACAAUCUUUGAGAAGUUCCGUCUUGUUGCUGAACUUGCAGUAUAUCACAGAGCCACUCUUGGAGGAGGUUGGCUGGCACAAGAGUGUCUUGGCAAGAGCGUGACUGUAGACUUUUCUUCCUCCCUCUCCCUGCCCCAGUUCUUUUUCACACUGUCGCCUGUGGGUUCCUCUCCAGCAGUCAGACACCUUGACUAGAGAUGCCUCCCAGGGGUGAGCAGUGCUGCACCCGAGCAGCCCUCUGGAGGAGGGGGUGUGUGGUUAGGUCUUGUAGCACUGUGCCAGGAGUGGAACACGAAUCUUAGUGUAGGGCACCAUGACAAAAUAGCCUGUGUUUUUGGCCAGCCUUUUGCAAGUAAUUUGGGAUCAGAAGCCGUCAGAAGUUUCUAACAUACAAACUGCUUUAAAGCCAUUAUUGGUCAGGAGCAAGUAGACACCAUUUUAGAGGCUUACUUUCCAUGGUACAAAAGCAAUUCUGUGUGAUUAAAAAGAAAGAAAGAAAGAAAAUGCAAACAGCUGAUAGUGGAAAGCCAAAUUUUGGUGGGGGUGGAUAAAAAUCACUAUGGGGGGAAAAUUUUCCAAAAUUUCCAAAGAGAUGGGAUUUUUUUAAACCUUUGUUUUUCAUGUUAAACAAUACGCCAUUAGGUUGGUUGUCCUGCCCAGUCUCCUGUUUUUAAAAAUUGCCUUUGUAAAGUGUGACAUAUUGGCCUGCAGCAGAAACUGUCCUUGACAAAGUCACAGAUAGAACGUAAAUGUUUCCAAGGCACUCUGUGCUUUACCCUCUGCUUCUUUGGAUGCUGUCCUGGGGCUAAGUGUAAAUUUCCGCUUGGAACAAUCCCCACAGCAGGUGUCUCCACAUCCCUUCCUGCCCCUAUGUAUGUUUCUGUGGAUGCCAGUGGGGUGGGAAGCAGGCACCCGGGGAGGGGCAUUGGUUAGCGUGCCUUCUUUCUGGGGAUUCAUGCCUACCAUACUCCUGAGAGUUUCUGAGACCCUCCAGGAUAUUUUUUCGGCAUACCCCACUGCAAAAAGAAAGGGCUUGGUAGGUUGAAACAUCGUUACUUGAGAAUUGGGGGGCAUGAGCUGGAACUUUUUAGGAGAUAAUUCCACCACUACAGCUCUUGAAAGGAGGACCAGGCACUUUUGCUUAGAACCCACAAAGUUGCCGAAUGCAGGGUGGAUUUCCCGAGGCCUGGUCAUUGCCCUGGGCAGGGCCGGGACAGAGCCAGUCAGUGGGUCUGUUUUCCUUAUAAUUCUUGGGUUACAAACUUCAGUUUCAGGGAAUUUUAAGUCAACAACAGGUAGAAUGAAUAAAUACUUGGUUACCUAAUAAUAAUGUGAAUUGCUACAGAAUUAUUAUUAUGUAAGAUAACAAAAACUUUAUGCAGAUACUUUAGUUAUAAAUUGAUGUAAAAUAUUGACCUUUUUUUAAAGGAAGGGGAGAACAGUAUCUUGUUCACUUAUUAUGCAAUCAAUCAGUAAAUGUUUUAAAAUGAUACUGUAAGAGAGUUUGUAAGAAGAGAGCAUGGAUGGGCCAGUCGGGGUAGUUAGGAAGAUCAGUCUGGUUGUUCCAUCCCAGAAGAGGGAGAGAAGGAGGUGAGAGGGAAUCAGAACGUACUAAGUUGAUUCCUUGGUGACAUGUGCAAUGGAGAAUGGUAGAAUUUAUUUUGAGAGCCAAGGGGACUUGAUGGUUAUAAAUAAAGUUGCUUUUAGUGAUGGAGUUUAUAGACAGAUCAUGUUGUUCUGAAAGAUGUGAAUAGGAUCCAUGAUAGCAAGUUGAUUCAGAAUAAUGUAGAUAUUUAGAUUAGCAAGUCUUGAUCAUUUGAUUUCUUAGACUGAGGUUUUAAUUGAAUUUCAUUAUUGUCUCCCGGUAGUACACAAAGCAUCGGGAUUAGGAAAUUAGCCAUUUUGGAUUCUGCCUGCCACAAACAGACCUAUUCUAAACAGUGCUAUUAAAUUUUAGACUGUUGUUCAAAUAUUUUAUUUUCUCCUACAACUUUUUAUUACGAUGAACAAUUAAGACCAUUUAAAACAUGGGAGUACAAGUAUUUUUUUGAAUUAAAUUAACUUGCAAAAACCAAAUUUGCAGUGGUUGGGUGGUUUCUAGACAGACUUUGGUAUCAAUUUAAAACCAAGAUAAUUUUUAUAUUCUUUCCAACAGAAUUUCAUGACAACUCCUGCAGUUUUCUUAACCUACAAAAAAAAAAAAAAAAAAAGUGCUGCAAAGAUGAACAAAGAAUUAUACAAAACCUACUUUUGUAUCUUUAUUUUGGAAUUUCUUGUUCUAUUAUAAAUAUGGAAGUAUCCCUAUUUCAGAAGACAUAUUUUGUUAAAAAUGAAUUGUACAUAUUUAAAUAUGUAUUUUUGCACAGGUCUUUUUUUCUGAUAUCCUGUUUUGGUACAAUUGAGAUCAUCUAGUAUUUAUUUAUUAAUUAAUAAAAGUAAAUACCUUUUUAUAAUUUGAAGUGGUUCACUGCCAAGCCAAUAGUUCUAGAACCUGCCUCCUUCACAGUUUAAGGGAUGCCUCUGUUCUGUGAAAGUCUUUUGUCCCUUUCAGUGUCUCGGGAGUGGAUUCAUACAGAUGAAGUGGGCAUUGCUUCUCCCUAGUUGCCUGAUUUCCCUGGUAGACUACAUGUAAUAAGUGACACACUGCUUUUCUUUUGUUAGCGUUUUAUGUGUGAGAGAGUGUGUGUGUGCGCGCGCGUUUGUGUGUGUCUAUGUGUGCGCCCUGAGCACAUGUGUGUUAGAAUGUGAUGUCAUUAAAACUAAUGGAAAAAAAAACUGAAAGUGCCUGAACCUAGUUUUAAGCUUAGACAGAUACUUUAAAAAGACUUGAAUGUUCAGUUGAACUUUUGGAGUUUGCUUUUUCCACCUAAAUAUAAUGUUACUAAAAUUUUAGGGGAGGAGUUGAAAACCACCAAAUACUGGUAAUUUUAUAAGGUAUUUUAAAAUUAAGACCUUUUGGUUCACAGGAAUUCAGCUGGUAAUGAAUUGCCCAGCGGCACCAAGGGUUGCAAAUUAUCUUGUCAGCCAGCACCUUACAUCAUGUGUCCGUUUUGUUAUUCACUCAUGAAAUGCAGAGCUUGAAAUAGAAUAUUUAAAAUAUUUUGUAUUCCAAAAAUAUAAUACAAAGUACCUCUGAGAACAAUGAAAAAAAUGUAUAAUUUGAAAAAAUGUAACUUAUAAAGGCAGCUGUCUUCCUGCAAGAGUUCUGUUGCCAAGGAAUUUCUUAUUAUCUCAUUCUGUCCUGCGGGGGAAAACGUUGGGCUUUAGAAAAUGAUUGUUAAAAGUUUUAUUGUUUAGCAAAAAAUAAUCGUUUUUACAUUUUCAGAUCAUUUAAAUGAGCACUACAUACUGUCAGUGUGAAUGUAGGGCCUUGAAAGCAUUUUACUGUUUUUUUUUGUUUGUUUUUUUUUGUUUUUUUUUUUUGUUUGUUUGUUUUGUUUUUUUUUUUGAGCUUGGUCAUGAAAGCAAUCUCCUGUGUUAAAAUGUGUGAAUAGUUUGAUCAUUUGUACACAUAAUCAAGAGCAUCUCAGCUGGACUUUGUGUUGGCUGCUGUAUAGAACAUGAACAAAUGUCAAGGGAUAGAAAAUUACUUUGGAUAUUUAAAAGAGAAGAAAUAUAUAGUCUAUUUGUUUUGUAACAAGUUUCUGUAAAUAAAAUAAUUUAUACUAUUUA